Molecule: messenger RNA, 2126 nt
Organism: Kockovaella imperatae
Lineage: Eukaryota; Fungi; Basidiomycota; Tremellomycetes; Tremellales; Cuniculitremaceae
Exons: 2
Coding region: 120-1742 (540 amino acids)
Source: RefSeq, a predicted model, not a curated record
CUUUGGCUUGCCUCGGCGAGCUGCCAUCGACAUGGCGAGCGAGCGAGUGCGAGCGGAAGGGAAAUUGUGACUUCCGGAUUUUAUUCUUCGACUUUUGUUUUCCCUCCCGACCUCGACCCAUGAGUCGGACCCUGCAUGUCCUUCGCUUGGUCAUAGCGCGGCAGACCCGAUCCAUCACCUUUAGUCUCUUCCCGCCUCCACCAGAGAUCAAACGACGGCCUGUCGGCAUAUUCCUCGAGCAAGAUGCAGAGGAGUACAGGGAAGCUUCGAAACGGCUCGCUUCGGUUGCGAGCAGCUCGAGCGCUCUGUGCGAAGUCAUAGUCAAGGCAGUGAGGAGGAGAGACUUUGCAGAGGCGCUUGGGUUAUUGCAUCAGAUGCGCCAGGCUGGUCUGACUGUCAGGGAGAGGUAUGAGUACAAGGAUGCCGCGCUGGAUGCACUGAAGCGGGGGAACAAGGAGGAGUUUGUGGAGUGGAUGGAGCUGUAUCCAUACAGUGGAGACGAUCCGACAACGAUAGGACAGCGGAGACAAGAGGUUUUUGACGACCUGCGAGACAUCAUCCGGGAGCUCAGAGGAAUGGACGAAGACACGGCCAAGCGAUUCUUGCAGCUUUGUGCGAGGAAGGGAAUCCUCGCAUCCGUCAUUGAACACUUUAUUGCCGACUGGGGAGCGACACUGCGGCCAGAGAGAUCGCUGCCGAUGUUUGUCGACGUGCUCAAUACGUUUGCUGAAGCGGCACCGGAACGGAGCGACACGUUUGUCCGGGAGGUCGUCACCCCGAGCAUGAGCAAGUGGUUGAAUACGUAUAUUCGACGGAUCGCCCUCGCUGGGUGGUACGAACAAGCCGAGGCGUUGUAUCAGAGGCUGCCGAAGAGACUGGACUAUGUGUCGUGGAGGGAUCCAACGGGUGAGAUCGUCGGCUGGAAGUUCGAGCCCAGGGAGAGACGAGCGGAGGAGGGGUCGCUCGCGAAGCGGGUCAGAGCAGCAUUGCAUCACGUACCGAGUCCGACAGAACUGGCUCAGUUAUUGAAUGAGCUCGAGUCCAGGCCAUCGCUUCUCAAGCGGUUCCGACAGCAUCUCAUCCGGCGCCCGGGCAAUCGAUAUCGGCCCAUCAGCUCCUCCAGGGGCGAGAGACGUCUUGAUCAAGCCGAGAUACUCAGGAGUCGUCCGGAAGAUGCCAUCCGAUACUUUUUGGAGCGCUACAGGUAUACACUGCCGCAGCAUCCCGAGGUGGAUCGUCUCGAGAUCAAGCCGUGGUCAAAGACAGCAGAGCCUCCACUCGCAUCGAUACAUAUCAUCACGGCGUUGAUUCCGGCAUUGCUGGAAACAUUACCGAGGAAACUCUUGCCCUCAUUCCACAGGGCAUACCUUAAGCAGGUGGAAUCGGUGGCGCCGUUUCAGCGUCCAACGCACGCCACGCAUAGCAUCUUUAUGCGGAAGAUUGCAAAGUCAUGCCACGGGCAACAGGCGAGACGGUCGUUGUUGGCAAUUGCAAAGGCUGGCAUGGAUCCGGGUCCGAUGGCCGCGACAUGGGUUCUUUUGGGUCUGGCCCGACGUGGUGACUGGCAGCAGCUGGAGGAAUUUCUGGGCAAGAUGCAGCGGCAGGAGGUCAUGGCAGGGGAGGUGAGGUUUCCGGCACCUUCGGAGAGGACUCUGGGGGUGGUCGUGGGGAUGCUAGAGGAGCACAGGAUGGGUGGGGUUCUGCAGGAGGCGGCUGCGGAGCCACAUCAGGCGUGCAGCUGAAUGAGGCGUGUGUCGCUGCACUAUCAGCGACAUGACCCCUUCUCAGUAGGUGUCGAACGACGAAUUGUGGACACAAGGGUACAGUCUCUAUACGACUGGGGCCGACCUCGUAGCACUAUCAGUAGCAUGACGAUGAGCGGACGUAUAUUACGAGGUGGCAGUCAGCGAGGGGCCACGAGAUUCAAUGUCUGGAACCGACCUAUCCGGUUCGAGGGUCCUACUUGGGAGGUAAACUUCUUAAUAGGGAUGUCAAGCUGGGUAGCUCGUAGACAACGAAUAUAUAUGUUGUCGAAGAAAGCACCCUAACUCUGUGGGACCGACUCUUAUACAGGUCUCAUCCGUCGUCCGUAAACGACCUAAAGCCAGGGUGGAUGUAUAAUGCAG